Molecule: messenger RNA, 1633 nt
Organism: Astrephomene gubernaculifera
Lineage: Eukaryota; Viridiplantae; Chlorophyta; Chlorophyceae; Chlamydomonadales; Astrephomenaceae
Source: the annotation of a GenBank genome assembly
AGGAAGGCAACCUACCCGUUUGUAAGUUAGCGCGAUCUUUGAAUUAGCCUGGUUGGUACAUAGCCUAACAAACAUACCUCAGAUCGCUCGGAGAGAAUGGGGUCCAAUGCGGGGGGCUUCGAUUUUGACCUAUGUAAGCGCAAUGCUAUGUUAGAGAACAAGGGCAUGCAGUUGCCCAAGGCUUGGAAGACGGGAACAACAAUUGCGGGGCUCGUUUUCAAGGAUGGAGUUGUCCUUGGAGCUGAUACGCGAUCGACAGCGGGGACAACGGUCGCGGACAAGAACUGCAGCAAGAUCCACUUCAUUACGCCAAACAUCUAUGCUUGCGGAGCUGGAACAGCAGCCGAUCUAGAGCAUGUAACAGACAUGGUGUCGGGUCAGCUGUCCCUUCACCGCUACGGGACGGGGCGGCAAUCGCGCGUUAUCACCGCGAUGACGAUGUUCAAGCAGCACCUGUUCAAGUACCAGGGCCACGUGGGCGCUGCGCUGGUGCUGGGGGGCUUCGACCUCAACGGACCCCACCUCUUCACGAUCUACCCGCACGGCUCCACCGACUCGCUUCCCUUCGCCACCAUGGGUUCCGGCUCCGUGAACGCGAUGGCCAUGUUCGAGGCGUACUACCAGGAGGACAUGGACCGCCAGCAGGCCAUGGAGCUGGUGGCGCGCGCGAUCAGGUCGGGUGUGAUGAACGACCUGGGCUCCGGCUCUAACAUCGACCUGUGCGUCAUCACGCGCGAGGGCACCGAGUACCUGCGCAACUACGAGUACCUGCAGACGAAGACCUACAGCCGCAAGUUCCCAGUCAAGUACGCGCCGGGGACCGCAACCGUGCUCAAGCAGCGUGUGCUGUCGCUCAAGGACGUGCAGGUGAUAGAGGGGGCGCCCGAGGAGAUGGACGUGUCGUAAAGCGGGGGGUGGGGGUGUGUGGUAGGGUGGGCUGCUCCUAGGGGGGCAUGGCAUGGCGGCAGCCCGCGAGGGCGAGUGGAGGUGUUGGGCUCCUCACGUCCUUAGUCAGCCGUGACUUUGGUUGAAGGCUGGAAGCGGCCGGGGCCGGGGGAGCAAUCCAUGGAGGUUGAGCAGCGAAGCGUAGGUAAGGGCACUUGUCCUUAAUUUUGAGGACACGGGGAGGGGCUGUGUUGCGUUGAUGGGGGGUUGAUGUGGCCGUCGGGGUUUAUGGAUGGGGGUUUACGUCCACAUUGCAAGCGUAUGGCCUGUGGCGUGUACCGGUAUUAGGGGGGUCGUAGAGAGGGAGGAAGCAUUCCUAUUGUGCAAGGCAUGGAGCAAGGAGGCGCGUGUGUAACAGGGGUAAUGGGUAUGAAUCGCGCUUUACUCGGUGUGCGGAUUUGGGAGUAGAGCUGUUGCAAGGACGUAUGGUGUAGUCGAGCAACUGCAGUGCUGCAUGUCCCGACAUGUCGCUUGGCUCACAAGCUCUGUCUGCAGAGAUAGAUACUGGUAAUCCGGCUAUGUUCCUUCCCCCGAACGAACCUAACGGGAACAAGGUGAACGGCAACGUCGUGGCAAAGUGAGAGCUGGCAGUAGUGGAAACACAGCUGAAUGUGUUUCACAGGACGGCUAUUCCGUGCUAGGCACGACAGUGGGGGCGAACUGUGGCAUGUAACACAACGAAACGUUA